Messenger RNA from Fulmarus glacialis (Northern fulmar), 452 nucleotides. RefSeq names its product serine/threonine-protein kinase ULK4-like. The annotation marks the transcript as partial. NCBI's taxonomy places the organism in Eukaryota, Metazoa, Chordata, Aves, Procellariiformes, Procellariidae. The transcript is spliced from 3 exons. The record is from RefSeq and is a predicted model, not a curated record.
GACUGGCUCAUCACAUCUGUAAUCUCCUAAUAGAAACUGUGGCUCUGUACUUGGAGGCGGAUGAUAAAAGCAGCACCAAGACAGCAAGUGCAGUGCUUCUGUCCUUGCUUGACAUUUUGCACUGCAUGCUGAUGUAUACAGCAAACAUUGUGCGCCAGACUUUACAGGCACAGAAAUCUGGCACAGGAGGGGACACGCAGGCUGCUGAAGACCUUCUGCUUAUCAAUAAACCCCUGUCGGACCUAAUUAGCCUGCUUAUUCAACUGCUUCCCAGUGAAGAUACUGAAAUAUUUGAGAGUGCCUCACAGUGCUUAUCAUUGCUGGUUCAGCUGUAUGGAGGGAACAGUCAGGAGAGUAUGUCUCCAGAAAACAUGGACAGCUUUGCUGAAGUACUGAAGUCCAAAAAAGAUACACGACAAUUGAAGCUUUUGUUGAGAAUUAUAAAAAGACUG